This is a messenger RNA of Chondrus crispus (carragheen), 336 nucleotides long. RefSeq lists its product as hypothetical. Bases 1 to 336 code for a protein of 111 amino acids. Lineage: Eukaryota; Rhodophyta; Florideophyceae; Gigartinales; Gigartinaceae. The transcript has a single exon. The record is from RefSeq and is a predicted model, not a curated record.
AUGCGGGGUGGUAUGGGCCGCGGGCGCUGGCGGCGGAUGAUGGUGAGCACGGGAGCUGCGCGGCGGAAGGGGGCGGCAAGCGGUGUACGGUCGCGACCGCGCCCCGCGCACGUUACAGUCCGGGAGAAGGUUUACACCGGUGUCCCCCCAGCUCUCCGGAGUGGUGUGUAUCGGAGCGUUUUUUUCCUAGACAAGGCGCUUUGUCUGAAACCACAAAGGCCAUCGCCAUCGCUACACGUAAAGCACUUGCGUGUCGGUUGUACCGACAACCAACUCGUGUUGAAAAGCGAUGGUUGGCUUAAAGUUACACCAGCAGAGGGCGUUCUAUCCGGUUAA